GCGGAGCCCCGCGCCCGGGCCGGUGGCUGCCGGCUGGCCAGGCCGAGGGGCCGAGUGCCGGGUAACGGCGGGGCAGCAUGGCCGGCCCCGGCCCGGACGGUGCCGGGACACACUUGGCACAGCAGGCGCUCGACAACCCGCCGGGCAGGAGGCGGCCUGCCCUCGCCUCCUUCUCCGCCUUCAGCUUCGUCCCGCCCAGACGGGAAGGGCCGCCGGAGCUCAGCUAUUUCAGCCGGGCGCCCAAGACAGGAGAUUCUUUCACCUAUGAUGCCGUUUUUAAUACACCAGAAGGUUACGACCAAUAUCUUCAGCGGGGUGACAGAAAACACGCUAACGGUCAUGGCCUUAAAAUUCAUGAGGAGGAAAUGGCAAGAGCUGUUCCUGUGCGGAUAUCUGCAGAGUAUGGGAAGCGUGCACACAAGCCCUUGGAUCCAGCAACCAGGGAGCAUGUAAAGGUUUGUAGCCUGCAUGCAGCAAUCUACGGGGAAGGCAGCCGCCCUGCUCAUUGAAAAAAGCCUUCUCUAGGCCUGGAUCCAUGGGAAAUCUCUUCUAUCUGUCAUUGCCAGCAACAUUUAUCUGGGACAAAAAAAAACAACUCACUUUGAAAAGCAACAUGGUGCUUUUGCCUUUUCUUCUGCAGUUUAGUUAAUGAGAAUGAUCUGGAUUAAAAAUAGGGUGAAAUAGCAGCUGCACUUUUUUUCAUGCUAAUUAAAAUGUGUAUGUUCUCCUUACAUUCUCAUAAAAAUCUCAUGAAGAGCAGCACCAACAAGAGCUUUUUAGAACAUUUUUGGAAGCAAUGCUGGGAAUGAGACCUGUUGGGUCAAAAGCUGUGUCUGCAGUUUUAGGCAGUGCUUCUACAUAACCAUUCACAGACCUGACAUUUAAGGAAACUUCCCCCUCAAGGUAUCAGUGGUCACAGAUUUUUCAAUCCUUACAGAGUUGCUAGAGAAUCGUGAGACAUUGUUUUAUGUGCAAAACAGCUGAAAUGGAUAUUCAGCUCAGAAUUUUCAAAAAUGUAUGGGCUUAUGUGCUUAGCAGUUUCAGUAGACUUCAAGUGGAACUUGAGUUAAAAGGAACUUCUGAGCACUUAGCAUUUGAAGAGACAAAAUCUGGGUUUAGCUGAAUUCAGACAUUCAUUUCACUGACUUCCACUAUAGGAAUGGUGUCUGACAGAUUUAACAAGAAAAAUCAUCAUUGGUUCUGUAUCCAAUCUGAAAAAAUGGGAAAAAAAACUUAAGUAAUACUAGCAGAACAAGCACUAAAUAAUUUGAUAGAAAGGGUGAAAAAAACACAAGGAUUUGAGCAGUAGUCAUUUAAAAAGCAUGUUUAGCACAAAUGUCUAAAUCUAAUUAAACAUCUAAUGCCUUGUACUUUCACAGAAUCCAGUACUAAAAUUUUAAGGCAAUUUCAAGAGGAGUUUCUCUUGCAGAGUAUGCAUCAGAUUGGUUCUCAAGAGCCAUUGAUGCUGUUGUUGUUUAAAGCUGAGGCAGUACAUUCAGAAAGGAACAGCUAGAGUGAUCAUACCAGAAAAAGUACUGGAAGUCCACAGCUGUUUUUGGUGGUGUUGUCAGGUAUUUAGACACAGGAAAUCUGUGUCAUUUUUAGAUACAGUGAGACACCUAGUGAAAAGGAAAAAAAAAAGAGCAACAAAAAACAUCUUAAUCUGGGA
Messenger RNA from Oenanthe melanoleuca, 1669 nucleotides. RefSeq names its product cilia and flagella associated protein 90 (gene CFAP90). NCBI's taxonomy places the organism in Eukaryota, Metazoa, Chordata, Aves, Passeriformes, Muscicapidae. The record is from RefSeq and is a predicted model, not a curated record. Bases 78 to 509 code for a protein of 143 amino acids. The transcript has 3 exons.